Messenger RNA from Protobothrops mucrosquamatus (brown spotted pit viper), 753 nucleotides. RefSeq names its product acidic phospholipase A2 jerdoxin. The coding region runs from base 238 to 654 and encodes 138 amino acids. The record is from RefSeq and is a predicted model, not a curated record. Gene Ontology annotation, biological process: negative regulation of T cell proliferation; phospholipid metabolic process; lipid catabolic process. The transcript has 4 exons. Gene Ontology annotation, molecular function: phospholipid binding; calcium ion binding. Lineage: Eukaryota; Metazoa; Chordata; Lepidosauria; Squamata; Viperidae.
AUAAAAGGUGCCAGCCGCGUCUCCAGGGGGCAGAGGAGCAGAGGGAGCCUGACAGGUGUGAAUAGCCACAUGGUUGCCAUUUUACCCUGCCCGGCUUCUCCUUCUGAUCCUUGCCUACAGGUCAUCCUUGACUUACAACCGUUCGUUUAGUGACCGUUCUAAGGACCAUUUUCCAGACUUUUCACCAGCGGAGGCGAUUAACGGGGUCUGUCCAUUCCCAGGUCUGGAUUUGGGAGGAUGAGGACUCUCUGGAUAAUGGCCGUGUUGCUGGUGGGCGUCGAAGGGAACCUGCUGCAAUUCGGGAAGAUGAUCAAGGAAGCGACGGGGAAAAACCCUCUUACCACCUACCUGUCUUACGCAUGCUACUGUGGCUGGGGGGGCCGAGGCGAGCCAAAGGACGCCACCGACCGCUGCUGCUUUGUGCACGAUUGCUGUUAUGGAAAACUGACCACUUGCAGCCCCAAAUUGGACAUUUAUCCCUACAGCCAGAAGAAAGGGGAUAUCGUCUGCGGAGAGGGCACCGAGUGUGAGAAGCAGAUUUGUGAGUGUGACAAGGCUGCGGUAAUGUGCUUCCGAGACAAUCUGAACACAUACAACAAAGAAUAUGAAAGAUACGGGAAGUCUCGUUGCAUAGAGGAGUCACCGAAAUGCUAAGUCUCUGCAGGCCGGAAAAACCCCUCAAAUUACACAAUCAUAAUUGUGUUAUUCUGAAUGCAAUACUGAGUAAUAAACAGGUGCCAGCUUUGCACUCAA